Paramuricea clavata is the source of this 9106-nucleotide messenger RNA. The record is from the annotation of a GenBank genome assembly. NCBI's taxonomy places the organism in Eukaryota, Metazoa, Cnidaria, Anthozoa, Malacalcyonacea, Plexauridae.
AAUGCGGAUAAUAUAGCCUUGCGAAGUUUGCCGUUUUUCAGUCAUUUUGUAUUACGCACGGAAAAUUGACAGCCCAAUCGGGUGUUGGGGCAACAAUUUCCCGUUUGUAAUACAAAAUGACUGAAAAUUGCAAAUUUCGCAAUUCUAUAUUAUCCACAUUUUACAACAUUUCGCAACGAAACUUUGGAAUAUUACUAAUUUUGUGAUGCUCUUUCAAGCUGUGAUGAAAUUUUUGUCUAGAUCAAAAUUUAGUCUAUAAUGCAAAUGGUCCAUUGGUACCCGUACCACUUUUUUGGUUCUUGGACUACCUAAAUAGGUAGUGGGCUUUAGUGACGCAUGUUUAAGACAUCGUGAAACUGCCUAAAAUCCAUUUUUCUCGGACAUUUAUAGAAAGAUCUUCAACAUAAACAAAGUCGACACAGAUCCGUCGUCAACCAAAUUGAAACGAAGGAGAAAAGGUUUACGAUAGAUACACUAAAAUAUAUGAAAACUUUCAUAAGUCAUCGCUUGAUCUAAAUGUACAAGUAUUUCCCUCUGUUAUUUAGUAUUGAGUUAAAUAAGACAGAAAUGCCAGAUAUCGCUGCGGAAAAGGAAAGAAUCAACGCGGAAGUUGAGAAAUUAAACCGAGAAAGAGUCGAUAUUGCGGUGAAAAUGCAAACACAAGUCAAGGUAUGGUGGAAUCAACAGCUGUACAGUACUGUAUGAAGGCCAAUAGACCUUUCCCCUUAUGAGUGAAAUUUUGAUCUAGAUAUGCCUGGACACAAAUUUCAUCACAGCUUGAAAGAGCAUCACAAAAUUAGUUAUAUUCCGACGUUUCGUUGCGAAAUGUUGUAAAAUGCGGAUAAUAUAGCCGUGCGAAGUUUGCCGUUUUUCAGUCAUUUUGUAUUACAAACGGGAAAUUGAUAAUCAGAUGAUCAAACUGAUUAUCAAUUUCCCAUUUGUAAUACUAAAUGACUGAAAAACGGCAAAUUUCGCAAGGCUAUAUUAUCCUAGAUCAAAAUUUCACUGAAAAGGGGAAAGGUCUAUUUAGACUACACAAUCCUUACAGGACCUCUAGGAAGAACAGUUUUAGAACUGCUAGAGCUAUCCAGUAUAAAUAAAGUUGUCUCUCCCUUCACAGAAAGUAUUUAUUAGAUAUUAUCGACUUAUUUUUUAGAAAUGUCUUGAGCUCUCCAAAGAAAGAGUUUUGAUUGGGAUGAGGCAUUCUAAAGCUGUGAUGGAACGAACAAAUAUUGAGGCGGAAAUUCGGCAAGCUAGUGAACAACUCGUGGGCCUUGAGGUACUGUUUGUCCAGCAAGAGUUUUCUAUGGCGUAUGAAAAUUGCUAAUACACCCUUUCGGAAAGUACUUAGCCAUGGCUAUAGAGCCUCGUUUCCAUGAGACAUUACAGUUGUAAUGGAAAACAGCCUAAAAACGAUCGAUGAAUCUAUUGAUGAUUACAUACUGCGCAUAUUGUUCUAAUUUUCAAUGCUAUCAUAUUUAGACCGAGUUCGACGCAGUCAGGGACGAAUACGAACUUGUUCGUAGGAAAGCGAAACAGCAGCUCAAAGCAGCGCAGAAAGCAACAGAAACACCCGAGGGAGCAGAUUUAUCCGACGAAUACAAGGAGGUUAGCAAGUCUAUAUACUCUGGAUAGAUUGAAACAAAAUGUACUUCCUAGAGGUGUACGUGCAGUUUGGCAAAAUUACAUUAUUUUCUAGUGAUAGAUUAUAGUAUAAUUGUAAAAGAAAGGUUGUUCAAGCAGCAGUAAUAAUCUUCUUGAACUAUGGGAUCUUCUCGACAACAUUUGAGUUCUGCUAACCAGUAUUUUGAACUCACUGGAAGACGGAUUACUAACAGAAAACGACAAUACAUUCACCAGUAACUAUUUUGUGGUCGCAAUGUUUGCAUACUUAAUUAUAUUUGUAGUGUAUACAUUUAGCCGUAGAAACAGCAAUACAAUAUAUUUUCGAUUUUUGCAGCUUUUCAAAGCCUAUCCGAAUUCAGUGCAAGAAAUCGAGGACAUGAUUCACAGCGAGAAAGCAAAGGCUGACUGCAACUACCAGACAAAUCCACAGGUAAUGUCUUGCAUGAUUAUGGCUGACAACCCUGACGAAAUCUUGUGAAGCAGAAGUUACGCGACGGACUAGUCAGGGUUCGUAGUCUCCAAGACCAAAACAAUUCAAAGACUUUCAAAGAUUUUUUCUGCCUAUUUUCAAAGACUUUUCAAAGCCCUUUGAGAGCAAUCAGCUGCCUGGUGCAAGCACCAUUUUUACACAGUAAUUAGUCCAGUCAAAUCACAUCCUAAAAUGCGCCUUUUUGUCGAUAUUUGCGAAAAUCUUGCUUCAAUCAAUCUAUUUUAUUAGCUAGAAAAUCGUAUAAUCAAUUCCUCACAAAAGAAUUUAAAGACUUUCUUCGCUUUUUCACACAAUUCAAAGACUUUUCAAAGACUUACAAGGAUUUCAAAGACCGCUACGAAUCCUGCUAGUGGAUCUUCAGACGGAAUAGUACAUUUCAAAAUCUACUAUCCCCGUUUUAUAAUGAAGCAAAUGUAAUUCUCACUAGCGGGAAGGUAGUGAAAUUCAGUCUUCAGUGUUUGUUCUACUACUUGACUGUAGUUUUCAACUUAUUCCAGGUGAUAAGAGAUUACGAGAAAAGGAAGAAAGAAAUAGAAGAACUCUCACAAAUCGUAAGUUAUUCAUCCUUGUCAAAUAGAAGAAAUCGUAAAAAAAUGUGCAACUCUAUCUAGAAAACUGUAGUAUUAUAGCUGACCUUAUAUAACAAGCAUUUCGAAAAGAGAUGUACAUAUUUAAUUGGAUGAUGGUGGAAGGAUGAAACCCUAUAGUAAACCUGUAUCCCCUAAAAAUCUGAUACCAGACCUGGUACAGGCACAACACGACUUUAUGUUAACAAAGUGAUUCAAAUUAUGUACAGAUUGCAAGUCAUUCAGAUGAAAUCAAGAACAAGGAUAACCAACUAGAAUCGUUGAAAGAGAGGUAUGAGUAAUGGGAAAAGACCUUCCAAGACAUGGGCUGUGUUUAAUUUCAGCGCUUUUUCACAUGAGAGGACUGGGACUCAGGCGAUCAUAUUUACCAAAUGCUAGCCCAAAAUUGACCAAACAUGCCAAAGGGCCUACUGUAGGUCUUGGCUGCUGCAGGUUGGCCACCAUGCAUUUGCUGCACGAUAGUGCUUAGUAAAACCUGCUUCCAAAAUACAUUUCUUAUUUCAUCUCUGAACUAUAAUGACACUAUGUUUUACAGGUGGAUGACGCCGUUAAAUGAACUGUUGGCAAAAAUAAAUGAAAAAUUUGUUGGAUUUUUCCGUAAAUUGCAAUGUGCUGGUGAAGUGUCCUUGGCCACCGAUCAGGUAUCAUGAAAAAUUUUAUUCUGUGAAGAUUUUAGUAUUAACCUGCUUGCAGCGAAAAAAUGUUCGGUGCUCAAUUCGAGUUUUAUAACACAAUUGAUUUAAUAUAACAACACGUAUGCUGUAUACAAUGUACAGUAGAUAUGAAUUACCUGUGGCUGUGUCCAGCAAAAUGUCGGUUCUCCAUAUCUCUGUCCUCCUUGCCACAGUGAACUGUUAACGUUUUCACGAACAUGCUACCCGAACACUUGCUGUUGUAACGCGACUGUGUGACGUCUGUCAAAGGAUAAAGAGCAAAACUUCCUUGUUUCGUAUUGUUGGAAGGCAACUUACGCACAGUUAUGAAAGAAAUAAUUUUCAAAUAACCAUUUGUUAUAAAUUCCGGUUACAAAUCGUUGUUUUUUAUAAUAUUAAACAAUCUUUUAUUGCAAUUUUAAACACAAAGUCAAAGUUAUACAGCUUCACUCCGGUACUUGGUCACAACUUAUUUAGCCGGCCAAUCAGAGUCGUCGUAAGCGGAAUGCGCGUCAUUCAUUGGUCAAUCAACGUCGGGAAUUUUCGCGCUCUCAAAAAAGCCCGCGAAAGUUUCCCGCCAAAGAGUAAACUUUUAUGAUUGGCUCAUUGGAUUGGCUAAACUACUGGGGUGGGUGUGCGAAGGCCAGAUAGUGAUUUUUUCAAUCGUUGUAAAAAUGCUUGAAACAGUAAAAAUUACGGACAUAAACUUCACAAUUAAUAAAAAUAAACAUUAGUUUUUAAAUACUAAAGUUUAAAGGCCCAUUUUCACUCAAGAAAAUUUUCCAUGGACAGAAACUUUUCCGAAAAUAUCAUUGUUAAAAGUUGAAAAUUUUCAAAAUUUUUUCCUGCGUGAAAAAUUUCCACCAAUAAACGGUUGAAAAAUCGCUAUCCGUUGGAUAACUCUAUCCGACCCCUGGACACUGAAUGAAAAUAACUUCAUUAUGUAGGGCGAGGAGAACUAUGAAAAAUAUGGAGUUCAAAUCAAAGUGAAAUUUCGGGCUAAAGAUAGUCUACAUGUACUCACACAAUUCCAUCAAAGUGGUGGGGAGAAAAGUGUUUCAACUAUUUUGUAUUUGAUGUCUUUGCAAGAGUUGACCCGAUGUCCAUUUAGAGUAGUCGAUGAAAUUAACCAGGUAAUGGUAUAAUUUAUAGGAUAUCUAACAAUACAGGAUAAUUUAUAGGAAUGCUAAAGUGUUCUCCCUAGAGAUCCAGUGUCACUACAGGAGGAAACCUAAACUAACUUCAUUUUAUACUGGAUAGCUCUAUCAGUUCUAACUGUUCUCUCUUGAGGUCCAGUAAGGAUCAUCUCUUAUUGAUUCAGUGUUACUACAGGAGGAAACCUAAACUAAACUAACUUUAUUUAUACUGGAUAACUCUAUCAGUUCUAAACUGUUCUUCCUAGAGGUCCAGUAAGGAUCAUCUCUUAUUGAUCCAGUGUUACUACAGGAGGAAACCUGAAUUAAACUAACUUUAUUUAUACUGGAUAGCUCUAUCAGUUCUAAACUGUUCUUCCUAGAGGUGCAGUAAGGAUCAUCUCUUAUUGAUUCAAUGUCACUACAGGAGGAAACCUAAACUAACUUUAUUUAUACUGGAUAGCUCUGUCAGUUCUAAACUGUUCUCUCUAGAGGUGCAGUAAGGAUCAUUUCUUAUUGAUUCAGUGUUACUACAGGAGGAAACCCGGAGUUCCUGAAGAGUUUUCAUGGAAACAAUUCUCUCAAGGCGAAAUUAUAAUGAGGCAACUGAUUUUGAUAGUGUGGACCGUAAUCCAGGAUUAUUACCAAUUGAAAAACUAGCUCUUGCCUAUGAAUCUAACACUACAUUUCUUGCCCAGGGUAUGGAUCCUAACAAUGAGAGAAAGGUGUUUGAGUUGAUGGUUGAGACUUCCACACGACCAAAUACACCACAACAUUUCCUGAUGUCACCAAAGGUAAGAGUGGCAUGGUAUUGUUGUGUGUGUGGUGUGGCAUGGUGUUAUGUGGUAUAGUAUAUGUGGUAUGGCAUGGUGUUGUAUGGUAUGGUGUAGUGUUGUAUAACAUGGGGUGGUUUUGUGUGGUAUAAGGCUGGGUUUACUGUGCAAAAUAUCUGAAUACUACAUUUCAAGCCCUAAACUCUAUUUCUUCUCCAUGUAGUUGCUACCAGAUCUGCAUUACUCCAACAGGAUGACCAUACUGUUUGUCUAUAAUGGUCACUGGAUGUUGAGACAUGAUAAAUGGAAUACCAAGAAAAUGAUUAAAACAGCCAGCCGAAGAUUAGAUCGAUAAGAAAAUGCCAACACUUUACAGAGUUCACCAUUGCAUGUGUUAGUCAUAGGUGAAUUUCACAAAGUUGAACUGCAAUUGUUUUUUAUUUUAAGCCUGUUCCAGCAAGGAUGAAAUUGGACAUCCAUAACCAAGGGCAGUUUAUAUGAUCCCGCUUACCCGGGAUUCAAAGUCGCACUCCAUGUGAAAUUCCAUGUUUUAGACAAAAAAAAACAAAUGUUGUUGAAUGUUAUUAAAUUAACCGUCUUCUUCCGCUACAUAACUUCUAGCGCGUUCCUAAUUUCGUUUAAACAAUAUUUAAAGUUAUCUAACUUUUGUUUAGGGCUGAAACACGCAUUUCAAAUGCUCAAAAUACGUCACACUUCAUUAAAUCUCGGGUAAGCGGGACCAUAUAAAACCCUAAAACUGUUGGUCAAUAAUAAUAAAGUAAUAUAAAGUUUUGUUCAGUUCUGUUAAUUGACAUUAUUGUAUAGAGUAUAAAAAAGGAUUUAAAAGGGUAUUUUAUAUUGAUGGAAGAAAUCAAACUUUUAUCUAAAGAUUUUAAGAAAGUUUUGUUAAAUGUUAAUAAAUUUUGUUCAAGAAGUGGUGGCUUGUAUCCCUUAAUGAAGUGAAGAUAGAUUAUGUAAUUAUUUCCAAAAUAACUGGUCUGAUGAUCAAGAUGCACAUAUUAACCCAUCCGUUGAGCACUAGCACUCUCUCCUUGAUGAGUAAAUUCGCCAUUCAGUUGCAUUGUACCUUACAUUGUUAUUGUAUACUCUAACACCAUAAAAUAGUCUGCCAUUUGGGCACAUAGGGUGCAAUGCAACUUAAUAGGGUUAAUAGUAAACAGCACUGAAAAGAUGAAUAAAACAUAGAAGACAAGUUUAUAUGUUGGUAUAUUUAGAAAUGAUUACAAUUUUUUGCUACAAUUUUACAAAAUUUGUUGGUAUAUGAACAAUAUAACAAUAUGAACUACAAAUAACAAUAUGAACUACAAAUAAAAUAUAACUCAACAAAUGCCUUUGGCAUGAUUCUAGACUAUUUGUGCAAUUUUUUUGUCCGUUUGUUUUUUUGUUGUUUUUUUUUGUUGUUAGUUUUGUCAUGUAAGUCUAAGUAUUGUCAUUUUUGGUAUGAUAUCCAGGUGAUCUUGAUACGCGGAAAAGUACUGGCACCAGUUGCCAAAUAGAAAUCCAUUUUAUGAUUAAAACAACUGAAUAUCUCCUGUAAUAUACUUUAUUUCGAUUCCAUAUUUUUGUCAGAGCUAUAGUUCUCAUAACCAAACAUAAUUACAAAAUUUCAACUAGUUUCAUAAAGAAUAACGAAAGAUAUAAUUGACUGAAUACAUCAAAAUGGAUUUCUUUUCGGACAACCCUUUCUGAGCGCUGAUUGGCUAAAAUACGAACACGAGAUCACCUGGAUAGAUACAAGUCUUAAAUAUUCACUACUGAUUUCUGAUGAAAAUUUAUAAUACAAAUUAGUUCCAAAGUUCUUUGCAACAAAUCAAUUAAUAGUUGUCAAAAGAAAUCAAUAGUAAAUAUUUUUACAAGACAACCUACAAGUCUUUUUUAAUUGUUCACUGGCUGCAUUUACUUGCGCUGUGCGCUUAACCUAUAGACUAGAUUUUUCCGUAGGUACUCGACAGUUGCCGACAGUUUUUGAACUUUGCUUCGCAAUUCCUUGUUUUCCUCAGUCAGCUCUUUCUCUUGCUGGAACAAUUCUCCAUGACGUGCUUUCCUUGAAGCUCUACAGACACGGGAUGCUGCAUUGUUUUUGACUCGACGUUCUGUGGCCUUAUCAGGAAUUAUUUCUUCGUCUGUAGAGCUACAGGACUGUGGCUUUCUCUUCUUACAGGCAGGCGCUUCAAUAGGGACACUGCUCUCUUCCAUGACAACAAGCGCUCUUUUUCUGCUGUUGGGUUCAUCAUUGGUUUCAACAGAUCUUUCAAGAUUUUCCAACAAUGCAAGAACAGCUGGGUUCAGUUGAUCGAUGUCAAGGGAGAGAUUGAAAUUGCCACAAUCAGUGCUAUCGACGGGACUGUCUGGAACCGACAGGGGUGAUGCUGGAACCGACAGGGGCGAUGCUGGAAUGACAUUUGGUACAACAGCUGUGGUGUCAAAAUCAUCGAUGGGUUCAGGAACUAUGUUCUCAGGAGUAGGUUCAAGGAAGAGGCUCGGAAUUUGGCAAGCAUUUGGACGUGCAAUUUCCUCCUUAACUAGGAAGUCGCCAAAAAUAUUUGGCAUGACAACGUUAUCCAUGGCCAGCAAGCCGGCCAUGGGGUCAGUAUUAAAAGAGUUCAUAUUUGACUCUAUUGCAGCCAGGUUCAUAAAUUCUUCUGGGAAGAAAUAAUCAAUUUCUUCCGUUGUACCGAGCAAGUUCGCAGCCGGUGAUAGAAUAGUUUCUUCUAAAACUUCUCGUGCUGUGACGUUAGGCUCCGGUAUAUUUUCAAGGUUUUGUACAGGGAAUUCUGUAUUAUCAAUCCAUGGGUCAUCCGGGAGAAUAUCUGAAUCAAAGAAAAUAAUUAUAUCAAUUGAAGCAUUUUAUGAAUAUUUACACAAUAGAGGGAUUAUGAAUUUGUUCUGAAAACCUAUUUGUCAACAACUCCAGAAAAUAUUCAAAGAAGAGUCUGAUACAAUACUGUAAUUCUAUUAAGCACUGGAAUGUCAAUAGAAAUGUUGGCAUUUUGCUGCAAAUUUAUGCUGCUGUAUUUUUUUAUUUAAAAUGUCACAAAAUGUUGCAAAUAAAACCGUAAUUGCAACUUUUUACUCUAAUAUUACAAAAUAUCCCCAUGGUGACAUCACAAAUAAACAUCAAAGAGAUACCGACAAGAUAGAAACAACAAUUUUUGCGAUUUUUUCAACUAAAAAAUAGUUUACUUUUUCUCACCUUCAAGAUUAAAUGGACCAUUCAGAUCCGGGAAGAAGAUACUGUCCAUCUUUGUGAAGGCUUCGGCCUCCAAUUUCGUGUUCUGCUGUUGAAUUGGCUUCGCUUCGUGUUUGCGAGUCGAGGGCAAAAUAUUGUAUUCGUUUUCCGUCAAAAUUUCGUAUGGAAUCUCUAAAACUCCGCACGGAAUGUGUACUUCGCUUUCGUAUAGACUGUUCUCUCCAUGCUUUCCGAGAAAAUCGUCGCAACUGUCGACUCUGAAUUCGUUUGGCCAUGUUGGUUUUGCAGCAAGAAUCUCCGAUUCUAUACAUUUUUUUUGCUCUUUUAUUUUAAAGGCAAGUACAGACUCAACUGCCGUCGUAAACGGUGGUUCUUUAAACGCGGUGGUUUUGGCAAAUUCAGGCGCCUCUCACGGGUGCCCGAAACUUCUGCAAAAGCGAAAAACGCCGAGAAUUUGAAGGUCUCCAAUGCGAUAAACAGCGAAAAACGCCGAGAAUUUGAACGUCUCCAAUGCGAUAAAACUUCCCUGUUCAAAAUCUAGAAUAUGAAGUGAAUUUGAAGCGUCGACGACCCGGCUUUUUGUUGCUGUUUGUUGCCGUUCGUGGUGCAAUACUUUCCCAAAAUAGAACGACG